CUCAUUGAUUUUUUCUCAUUUAAUUGACCUCAGCGAGAGGUCAAAAGUGGCCAGUUUGAGUGACCCCCGUUUUCAAAAUAUUGCUGUAAAAAGUUAGACCGCGGUCGCGUUUAGAGGUCGCCGUUCAUUGGUCUCAGCUGUUUUUCGAAAAUCGAAUUUCGACUCGAAAAUUCAGCCGCGGUCUUCAGUUUGACGUCAGCUGUGUGUCUGAGCGGACGCCUGAUUCGGUUUCAGCUAUGUAAUGCCAGUAUGCGACCAACCGCCGCGGCGUGAACACGUGGUGAUAAAUAACAGAAAUGUAACUGUACUGUGUUAGAUGCAUGGGGUAAAACGGUGUAUAUAUUUUGUAAAUAUUUUUUUAAGUGAUCUGUAUAAUAGUGUGUGUAAAAUCCUGUGAUAUUAGUUGUAAGAUCCCACGAACGCUGCAAGCAUGGUCGGAGCGCCCGAUGUGGUCAAGCCCUCAGAGAAGGUCGAAGAUUGUUCGCCACACGUCAACGGCAACCCUGUAUUUACAAUUUGCGAUGAAAUUGGCAGUCCAGACAGUGGAUUCACGAUGGCUUCAAUAAACUCGAACGGGGAUCUGAAGAGUCCCGGGGACCCUCCAGAUAAGAAGAUCCCUGAUGAAGAUGCUGAGAAACAACCCUUGUCCGGGAAGAAGGAGGAGAGGUGGUGGAACACGCUGAUGCAGGUGGCUGUUCCCUUCUUCAUAGCUGGUUGUGGCACCAUUGGAGCUGGUCUUGUUCUGGGGACAGUUAGGGACUGGGACGUUUUCGUGGAAGUGUCGGCCAUCUUUGUUUUAGUUCCCGCGCUGUCAGGGCUAAAAGGUAAUUUGGACAUGUGUCUCGCAUCGCGGCUGUCGACGCAAGCGAACCUUGGCAACAUGGAGUCGCCGCGGGAAGUCAUCUCCAUGGUCGUCGGGAACAUAUCAUUAGUUCAGGUGCAAGCAAUAGUCGCCGCCACAGUGGUCUCGAUGUUCGCGAUAGUGGUCAACUCGAUCACGGACCGCGCGUUCAACGGGAACUAUGUGCUGCUGCUCAUCUCCUCCGCCAUCUUCACAGCUACCACCACGUGUUUUGUGCUUGAUUUCGUGAUGGUAAUGGUGAUAUUCGGGUCGCAGAAGUUCAAAGUGAACCCGGACAACGUGGCGACGCCUCUAGCGGCCUCCAUCGGUGACAUCGUCAGCAACUCUGUGCUUGCCGUCACUGCGCAGUACAUGUUUGAGCAAAUAAAAACGUCUCUCUGGCAGCCGAUCGCGCUCCUAUGCGUGUACUACUGCCUGCUGCCGAUCUGGGUGUUCAUUGUUUGGAGGAACAAGUAUACAAAGACGGUGUUGACGACGGGCUGGACGCCGGUCAUCUCGGCGCUGUUUAUUAGCGGCAUCGGAGGCAUAGUCCUGGACCAGGCGGUGGACCGGUACCCGGGCUACGAGGUGUUCCAGCCGAUCGUGAACGGCAUCGGCGGCAACCUGGUGUGCGUGCAGUCGUCGCGGCUCGCCACGCAGCUGCACCAGACCGCCAUCCCCGGCGUGCUGCCCGAGCGCACGCGCAUCCUCGAGUGGCCCUGGCGGACGCUCUUCUAUGGCACUCCCGCGGCGAAGGUAGCGCGCAUGUUGCUAGCGCUGGCUGUGUGCGGCCAGAUCGUGUUCAUGAUCGUCGCCGACUUCGUGUAUCAGGGCUUCGUCUCCGUGCAGGUCUCCUUUGGGGUCACCUACGUGGCGUGUAGUGUCAUACAGGUAAUGGUACUCCUGUACCUGGCGUACAUCCUGAUCCACUUGAUGUGGAAGCGCAAGAAGGACCCGGACAACGCGGCGAUCCCGUACCUCACGGCGUGCGGCGACCUGCUCGGCUCCGUGUUCCUCGGCCUCGCCUUCGUCAUCCUCUCCAUCUUCGGCCUGCAGUACGGCAACAACGUGCCCCCAGCCGGCACCUAAACCGACACUUAUAUCCACAGGAUAUCGCUACACACCGACUGAUCGAUUAAAUGAAAUUAUACGUCGGAAAGAUCAGCCCGAAUAGUAUUUGUAUACCAAAGUUUUAACGAGAAUUUCGAUCCUUAGCGUCUCUCGCGAUAACAUCACAGUAUUAUUAUAUAUUUUAUAUUGUUAGAUCGACUUAUGAUAGUGCCAAUUGUCGUGAUUGGACCGCGUUCGCUGUGUAAUAUGCGCCGAAAUUUUUUACGUAGACUGUGAAAUGGUGUCCGCUCUCGUAGCUGCGUCUGUGAUAUUUGCCUGGUGCGAUCAAAUGCAAUGUUUAAGUUGAUGAUCGAUCAACGUAUUUGUUGAGGCGGACUGUUUAAUGGAUUUUACAAAUCGAACCUUAUUAUUUUUUUACAUUUGACUCUCUUAUAUUUUUUAAUGAAAUUACAUAUUGAUAUUUUACAUUCCAUUAUUUUAUUUUUUCGUUUCGUGUUUUGCUGUCUAAAAUCAAAUUAGGAAAUAACGAACCGUUGCUAUUAAAUUUUUUAUAAAUGUAUAACUUCACUCGUCUUUCUUCCGUAAAUUAUGUAUUAUGUUUAAGGGAAUAAAAAUAUCAUGUUAUUAAUAACGACUUAAGGUAUAAACGAUUACCGUGUUGUUGCUUGUAAUUAGUUCUUACAUAGUAUUAGUUUAGACAAACAGUACAAUAAUGCAAUUGAUAGUAUUAAGGUGUCUAAUGAUAAAUUAUUGCCGUCGACAUGAAUUAUACCUUAUUCAAUUAGCCAUAAAGUGUUGAAUUGUGUGUGCGGAUGUUUAUAUGAAGUUGCGAUCUCGAACCGUGUUUAUAAUAUUGGACCCAUUUGUUUCAAGCUACCUCCAAACAGUUACUAUUUAAACGAAAUUUAUGUAAAGUUAAUUAAAUUCUGAUGUAACAAAUUAGUAACCAAAUAGUUUGUAAGACUUCCACGACACUAAAUUUUUAGUUUUUUGUUUUGUAUUUUCUGUUUCUGAACAAGUUUAUGAUAAAUGAAUUUAGCCGAUUACUGUAUAAUUGAGUUGUUAAAUUAACAGCUUUGAUUUUGCCUGUCUAGAUAAAUAAAUAACUAAAAUGGUAUAAGCCAACUUCUGGCUGAUUAACUCUCCAAGUUGGGUCGUUUAAAAGGCUCUAUCUAGGCAGUAUAUAAUCAAAGUUACGUUAAUUUAGUGUCCAAUAGAUAGAUCUAAAAUAAAACAUUUGAACUGGCGUUUAUUGUAGUAAAAAAAUGGUGUCUUAUAUAAAAUUACGACGAAAAACGUCACAUGUGUGACGUUAUAGUUUUUAAGGUAUAUUUUUGAAUGGAUGAUGUGAUAAAUGAGAUUUUAACUGUAUAUAGUUAUAAUUGUUAUGUAGUUUGUAGGUAAAUGCCAUUAGUACAUUGUAGACGGUUUUAAUAGUAAAUUUAAUAAAUUCGGACGUUUUAAUUUUGUUGUACCCAUUUCACUGAAACCGCUAAUGUUAUGUAUCUGUUAAGACUCAAAUUAUGAACUAAUAUUAAUUAUGUUUAUGUACAAAUUUGUUUUGUAAGUAAAUAAAAUUUCUCCCGUA
Messenger RNA from Colias croceus (clouded yellow), 3500 nucleotides. Its product is annotated as solute carrier family 41 member 2-like. Gene Ontology annotation, molecular function: monoatomic cation transmembrane transporter activity. NCBI's taxonomy places the organism in Eukaryota, Metazoa, Arthropoda, Insecta, Lepidoptera, Pieridae. Gene Ontology annotation, biological process: monoatomic cation transport. The coding region runs from base 431 to 1930 and encodes 499 amino acids. Gene Ontology annotation, cellular component: plasma membrane. The record is from RefSeq and is a predicted model, not a curated record. The transcript is spliced from 13 exons.